Messenger RNA from Ananas comosus (pineapple), 3015 nucleotides. RefSeq names its product micronuclear linker histone polyprotein-like. The record is from RefSeq and is a predicted model, not a curated record. The coding region runs from base 1036 to 2655 and encodes 539 amino acids. Lineage: Eukaryota; Viridiplantae; Streptophyta; Magnoliopsida; Poales; Bromeliaceae. The transcript is spliced from 5 exons.
AAAAAAAAAGAAAGAAGAAAAAACAGCAAAGAUAGAGAAAUAUAGAGAGAGAGAGAGAGAGAGAGCCCACACAGCAAAUCUUUGAGCAGAGCCCCUUCCUCCUCCUCUUUCCGUUUAAAGAUGUUAUUCGGUUUUUAAUUCGAAUAAUUUCCUCCUUAUUCCUCGUCCUAGUACUCCCACCGUUACGCCAUAUAUAUAAAUAAAAAAUAUAUAAUAUUUACAUAUAUCUUUUGCUUUGCUUAAUACAUAAGAGAGAAAUAUUAGAGACAACGCCAAAGAUAAAUCCCUUAUUCUCGCGCCGCCGCGGUUUCCCGUAUAAAUCCCCGGAAUAAGAAGCGAGGAUAACUCCGUAGAAUAGAGAGUCUUAUAUUCUUAUUAUUCCGACCAUCUCUUCCUUAUAUAGAUUUAUUGAUUAGAGAAGUUUUUUUUUUUUAAUUUUCUUUUUUUGUUUUUCUAAUUUCUAAAACGAUACCGCUCCUAACACGAAGCGGAUACGAGGUUUUAUUCUAGAGGUUUCCUUCGCUAGGGUUUUCUGAUUAGGGUUUCGCGUUUUCGCUCGCGUCGUCGUCUUCUCCUUCCUCGCUCUGCGCCUCCGUCGUGUUUGCUUGUUAUUGUGCGGGAUUCUCCUCUCCUGCGGAAUCGUUGAGGAAUUGGGGGAUUUUGAGGGGGGGUUCUUGGGCUUUUUACUCUUCUUGGUCCGCGUGGCCAACAAUGGAUGCGUAGAGAGGUUGAAUUGAUCGUCUGAUUGGUGGAGGAGAAUACCUAAUUGAUCUUUUUGGGGGAAUUUUGGUGCAUUAUAUAGGGUUCCUUGCGGGAGAGUAGGAAUUGGAGCUAUUGCAUUUGCGAGCCCCUCGGGGGCGGUUCGAUCCCUGCUUCGGGGAUCGCCUUGUGAUGAUUUUCGCGCGCUUCGUCCUUGGAUUGUUGCUUUUGUACAGGAAAUAGUAUUCGGGGUUGAUUAGGUUAUUAUAGAGGGAGAUUAGUUUCGAGGAGGAGCGAGGAACAGUAGUUGUACCUAGAUGGUGAUCUCUGUUCAUUAUGGAGAAAACUGAACUGGCAUUCAAGCCAGAGUGGCUAAAAUCGUCGAAUGCGAGUGCGGCUAACAAUGCCUCUGCAAACCAUCAUUCCACUAUUUCCUCACAUUCAGAUGAACAUGCUGUAGCAAACUCCUCUAGGAACAGGUUGUCGGUAUUUGACCGGGAAAGAAAUUCGUCAUCCUCCUCUCGGAGGAGUUCAAGCUCGAACUUUUCUAGGAGUCUUGAUAAAGAUACAUCAGGAAAAUCACGUGCUUACAGUAGUUUUGGUAGGAGUAGUCGAGAAAGAGAACGGAAUAAAGAUAGAGAAAGUAGGCCAGUUUUGGUCGACAAUGGGUAUCAUGACCGUUCCAAUUCAUUCAUCACAAGUAGGUCUGAAAGGGAGAGAUCUUCAAGCUCUAUGGCAGCAGGGAGGCCAGUUGAUUCAUUGUAUAAUGGAUUAGGACAAAACUCGGCAAAUGGUGUACAAUCUGGGGGGAAUAUAACUGGGGCCCGCUCCUUCGAGAAGGAUUUUCCGUCCCUUGGAACUAAGGAGAAGAAUGGGUGUCCAGAUGUAGUGGGCAGGGUUCCUUCGCCUGGCAUUAGCGAUGCUAUUAGAAAGAUUUAUUCAGGUAAUGGAGCCCUAGCUGCGGCUGAGAACUGGAAUUCUGUGUUGGUGAACACACCGCAAGCUUCUCCGGACAGUCAGGCUCCUGCAAUCUUGAGCACUCCAACGGGAUUAAAUAUGGCUGAAACAGUGGCACAAGCUCCAUUACGAGAUCGAACUGCGCCCCAGUUAACUAUUGAUACCCAGAGGAUUGAUGAACUGACGCUUAAACAAUGCAAGCAGUUAAUACCUGUAACACCUUCGACACCUAAAAGUUUGUUGUCAAGCUCUUCGGAAAAGUUGAAGAACAAAGGAGCAAGAGGUGGAGAGUCAAGUGGCGCUCCUAAAAUUGGGCGGCAGUUAUCACCUCCUCCUCUCAACCCUGCCCUCCUGCAUGUUAGGUCUGAUACUACAAAGCCGUCCCAAAUUGGGACUUUUCAAGUCCUCAACCGAGAUAAGAAUAAUGAUACCUCCCUUUCAACCAAAGAUGGGCCAACUGUUAGCAAAGUUGUGAAUGUCAGUAGUCUUUCUCCGUCCGCUUCCCAUCUCUCGCUGAAGAGUCCCACUAACCAAAAACCUAAGGUUGAAAGCAAGAAUGAGAAGAGAUUGCAUUCUCAAGCGAAGGAUAGGCAUGAAUUCUUCAAUUUCAUACGCAAUAAAUCACUGAAUAGUUCGAGUGCUACUCCGGAACAAGGCCCUGUUUCACCCUCAUCCAGUGUAGUGGAUUCGAGCGACCAGAGUGAAUUUGGUGUUACUAAUGAAAAGGAGGGCAUCUUGUCCGAUUCGGAGUUGAAGUGCUCAGAGAAUGGGAAUUGUGUUAAAGAAGAUAAAGAGGCUUGUGAGGAAUUCGAGAGUCCACUACCUGACAACGAAGAAGUUUCGGAACCUGUUGACCCAGAGGAAGAAGCCUUCCUGCGGUCACUUGGCUGGGAUGAGAAUGCAGUGGUGGAUGCCCUGACAAAGGAAGAGAUUGAUGCUUUUAAUAUGAUGUACAAGGAGCGGAAGCAAUCCUCGAAGCUGCUCCAGAUGAAGAUUUGAUCAUCGAAGGAAGCGACGGCGGGAACUUUGGCAGGCAAUAUAAUUUGAUUUUGACGACACUGUUGAUUGAGCACAUCUGUUUCUGAACCUGGAGCAUGAGUUUUUGCUUUAUCUUCUCUGUUUUCAGGGCUUAGAAAUCAUUUAGUUUGACUAGGCAAGUGUUCUUCGGUCGAGAACAGAAGUGAUUUAACAUUCUUGCUAAGCUGAAAGAAAAGAAAAAGUUUGAGUUCUUUUUUUUUUUUCUUUUUUCUUUUCUCCCUCUCUCUCUCUCUCUCUCUCUCUCUCUCUCUCUUCUCCAGAGGAAUGUGAAAUUCAAAUUAGUUACAAGUUUUCCGGGCCAUAGGCCGUUGGUCUAAGAAA